AUGAGUACCUACAGUUCAAAUGGAACCCUAACACACAAGAGUGGCACGCUACGUUAUACCCUCCACCAAACUGCAAGUGAAACAUUAUUAAAAGGAGGCAUUCAGGCAGCCGUGGUAUGUCCUGAUGGUGUUGAUCCCAAUGAGUGGAUUGCAGUACACACAAUUGAUUUCUAUAAUGAUAUUAUAAUGAUAUACAACUCUGUAAAGGAGGAGUGCACGGUAUAUUCUUGUCCUGUGAUGUCUGCCGGAAAAGUAUACGAAUUUCUUUGGACGGACAAGUAUAAGUACAGGAAGCCUACCAGACUUCCUGCCCAUACAUACAUCGAAUACCUUGUUAGUUGGGUAUUGGGCCUUUUGCAAGAUGAUAGUCUCUUUCCCACAGAGCCAAAUGUUCCAUUUCCUCGUGAUUAUUUGGACAAAGUGAAAAAUAUAUUCCGCCGAAUACUCCGCGUAUACGAGCACAUUUACUACAGCCAUAUUUCGCUCCUCCGUCAUCUCAGUCUUCUUGAUCAGUUCCAGUUCAGUCUUUGUCAUUUCAUUUUCUUUGCCGACCAAUUCGACCUCGUUACAUCGCAGAACUUCCGCCCUCUCCAAGACUUCCUCAACCAAUUCGCACCAAAUCUCCGCUGUUUUUGGAAUUCCAAAAAUCCUCACUUUUAG
Blastocystis hominis is the source of this 660-nucleotide messenger RNA. RefSeq lists its product as hypothetical. The transcript is spliced from 5 exons. NCBI's taxonomy places the organism in Eukaryota, Bigyra, Opalinata, Blastocystidae. The record is from RefSeq and is a predicted model, not a curated record. Gene Ontology annotation, molecular function: protein kinase activator activity. Gene Ontology annotation, biological process: signal transduction; positive regulation of protein phosphorylation. Gene Ontology annotation, cellular component: cytoplasm; nucleus. The coding region runs from base 1 to 660 and encodes 219 amino acids.